This is a messenger RNA of Dermacentor andersoni, 958 nucleotides long. Lineage: Eukaryota; Metazoa; Arthropoda; Arachnida; Ixodida; Ixodidae. The record is from RefSeq and is a predicted model, not a curated record.
AUGGCGCUGCGAUGACCGCACUUGUUCAUUGGGAGACCAACUUAAGUCAGCAUAGUGCAAGCGAGAUAUCUGCGUCGCUUGCGCGAUCACCCAGACUCGCGCGUCCCGUGUCAGCAGGUGCUCGGUUCCCACCGUCGGACACCUAACUCACUCGCAGGAAAGCCACGCUCGUUCCUUCGAGGCGUCGAUCGUGGCACGGCGUCGCCGCAUGUGCUUCCAUCGAAUGGGUGUCUCUCUCUUGCGCCGACGUUGCAUGCGGCUGGCGUAUCCCAACAGGUGGUGGGAUUUGGAGCCACUGUUUGGCCGCCACUACUCCACUUUGUCAAGUAUCGUGUCCCAGGUGCUCACGCACAUUGAAGGCAACUUUGGACACCUGCUGGACUUAACUAAGAACAAGUGGCUGAACAUUGCUGAACUAGGUCGUUUUUCUCAGGCAAUGCAUCGCAGAGGUGCACCACUUAAAAACUGUUGGGGGUUCGUGGAUGGGACAGCGAGACCGAUUUGCCGGCCAUCGGUGAACCAGAGAAUAUAUUUCUCUGGUCAUAAGCGCGUCCAUGCUGUGAAAUAUCAAUCUAUCAUGUGCGCCAACGGCAUCGUGUGCGAUCUUGACGGCCCCUAUCCAGGUCACAGACACGACGCCGGUAUCCUGGGAGACAGCGGCCUUUACAGCAGGCUCGAGCACUUGGUGCAGGGUUCCUUGUACACCAUCUAUGGCGACCCUGCAUAUCCACUACGCCCACUGCUGAUGCGCCCAUAUGCUGGCUCUUCUCUGACAGAGGCACAGCAAAGGUUUAAUACCGGCAUGAGCACAGUCCGCCAGGCCGUAGAAUGGGGGUUCGGCAAGACUGUUGGACUGUUUGCGUUUUUGGACUUUAAAAAAACCAAAAGAUUCUUCUACAAAAUGUACCUCAGAUGUACAAAGUAGGUACAAUCCUUGCAAACUGCCAUACAUGUUUGU